Effrenium voratum is the source of this 2027-nucleotide messenger RNA. NCBI's taxonomy places the organism in Eukaryota, Dinophyceae, Suessiales, Symbiodiniaceae. The record is from the annotation of a GenBank genome assembly.
GUUGUGAUCUGGAAACACCACAAACUUGUUUUGUACAUCCGGGCGUUUCCUGUACUUUGCCGGCAAGGCAAACGGGUGGCGAUACUGAUGCUGCAGGCGCCGAUUGGCAUGACCCGGCCGCGAUCGGUGUCGCCUGCGCCUGUCAUGUACAUGAGGACCCCAUCAAUGACGGCUCGGCCGACAGUCAACAUGGGACAGGUCAUGGUGAUGAAUGCACCGCAAGCCUCGCAGAUGCCGCUCCCCGUGCCUCCGAAGCCGGCCAUGCAGCCAGCUUCCUUGACGCGGGAUAUGGACGCGUGGCUGUCCGCUGCCCGGGACUUCGAGAUGAACACGGACUUCGACGUGGGCGCCAAGUUGGCUGAGAGAAAACGACCUAUCCAGGAGGUGGUAGACAUCAUGAAGGCGAAUAGCGGAGGAAAGGGCACCAUCCAGGCGCUGGGUGAUAAGAUCGUCCUCAGCAAGCUCCUGGAAAAUCUGGGGGUGCCGCAGAUGCCAGUGCUGUUCUCGACGUACACCAGUGUCCAGCGGGAGGAGGUCGAGAAGCUGGUGUCGGACUUCCGAAAAAACGGGGAGGAGGGCUUCGACGUGGUCAUCAAGCCGACUCACUUGAGCAGCGCCGUAGGGGCGCUCAUCAUGUCCAAAGGCAAGUGGGACAAGGAGGGCUGGACCGCUGCGAAGCUUGCGGAACAUAUGCAAACCUACCUGGAGAAGAAAGCGGCGGACUCUGAAAGUGAGGCGCUGAAGUCUUUGGUGCCAGGUUUCAUCGUUCAGCCGCGAUAUCGGUCUUCGGUUGGAUUCAACUUCCCCCUGGAGUUGCGCGUGGUGACCAUCUGGGGGAAGGCCCGAGUCGGGAUCUGGUGGUGGGGCCGGGUGGCUGAUCCGAAAGGGCGACGGACCACUUGGCUGGUCCGCGUACCGAAGCACGCGGGUCAGCUCUCAGAUGAGGAUGGCUGGGAGGUCAUCCAUGAGCACAAGGGCGGCAACCGGGGUUUCGAGGUGUCUCUACAGCUCUUCAAGGACGCGAUGCCGUCGAUGUGUGCGGCUGCUGAGAGCAUCGCCACGGCCGUUGGCGCACCCUUCCUCCGGUCCGACUUCUUCGUGGGCAACUCCAAGUGGGGGGUGCGCCUGAACGAGGUGGCCUACGGAAGUGGGGUGGACUACCGGCGGCGCGUGCCUGGCGCUUCCAAGCAGACUCGCGGCGGGAGCUGGGUCGGCGGGCUCGCUGACGAUGGUCCGGCCAUCGCAGAAAUCAUUCAGGAGGGCUACAAGACUUGCCAGCGCAAGCCGCCCGCGCACUUCCUUCGAAUGUUGGGAGCGCGGAACGCGGUGUACGAGGUGCCAGCGAGCUACCGCAAUCGGAGCGCCUCCAAACCAGUGGAGCCCCACAUGCGAAUAGAGGUGGUUCCUCCCGAGAAGCGCCUGCGUCAACUCCCGGAGGAUGCGGUGCACGACAUGGUGGCCCACUACGAGGGUCCUGAGAAUAUUCUCAAGGAGACCGGGAUGGUGGGCGCGGCGAGCUGCGAGACGCAGGCGGCGCCCGACCCACCGGGGGCUUGGGCUCAUGCCUGGGGAAGAGGCUAUCCCAUGGUCUUGGGACAAUCUGUCGCUGGCAUGAGGUCUUUCAUGCCGCAGGCAGCAGUUUGGCCUGCUCAGCCAACGUCUAUGUCCUUCAAAGCAUCGAGCAUGCUGUCGAAGUACCCGACCGCAAUCCAGGCGACCGCCAUCCAGGCGGCUCCGAUGCUUUCGCCCUGGAGCCCCGUUCGAUAUAGGUCCCAUUUGCCGGUGGUGGCGUGAGGAAAUUCCCCCGCCUACGGCCUGGAGGUGGUUGCUCCCCUCCGAUAGAUCUUUGCCAAUGGAUGGUUUCACCUUCGAGGUGCUUGGCACGAGAUUCUCAUGGCAGUUGGCAGAUCAAAUCACGUGCCAGUCCCUAAAGUCUUUUGCAUGCACGGCACAGAGGGCUGGGCUCAAAGGUCGGCGAUGUCCCUUGAGCAUGUGUACAGAUGGAAGUGAAGUCUUGGACAAAUGGG